Molecule: messenger RNA, 1682 nt
Organism: Mangifera indica (mango)
Lineage: Eukaryota; Viridiplantae; Streptophyta; Magnoliopsida; Sapindales; Anacardiaceae
Product: probable E3 ubiquitin-protein ligase RHB1A
Exons: 5
Coding region: 293-910 (205 amino acids)
Molecular function (GO): ubiquitin-protein transferase activity
Source: RefSeq, a predicted model, not a curated record
AAGCCCUCCUCUUUCUCAAGUGAAAAGUCAGUGUUUUCUGGCUCGCACACGACGACGCAACAAUCACCUGGACGCAGACAAAGAGAGAAGCCUUUUGGAGGCUUUCUCUCCUCGAAAGAAUAGCAAAAGGCACUGUGAAAAUUCGCUUUUCAGUUACUUCAAUUUCAAUACAAAUAUUUUUUUUCUUCUUCUUAUUCUUCUCUGAUCAGUCACCAACAAGUUUUCCAUCUUUCAGCAGGAAUUCAUGCAUCAGGGCAUAUACAUUUAGAUGGGCAGAGAUAAGUAAAAGGAAAUGGGAGGUUGCUGCUGUUGUUCUUCAAAAGGAGCUGAGAGAAAUAGUUCUCCAGCAUACUAUUAUUAUCCAAGAGCAUCAGAAGAGCAUGUGCCCUUCUCAUCUCACCAUGGUGCCACCUCUGCAAUCCCUACAGGACUCCUGGUUGAUACAAAUCUGGAUACAUCCGUCCCUGAUGCUUAUAGGCCACCACCUGCCCCAAUUCCUUUUGAUGUGAGUUUAAGGCAUCAUCAAACUCCACCGGUGACUCAAGAAAUUUGCAGCAAUAAGAGUGAUGCACCUGUGCAAACAACUACUGAUUCUGUUCAAGAUACAGGUGAUGGUGAUACAGGAGAACCUGUAAAGUGUGAAGAUCUAAAGGAAUCAGAAGACAAAACUCAUGAGUCAGCGAAGGAGCUGGAAGUUGAGCUUUCAAAAUCAGUUGAACCUGCUGUUUCAGUGAUAGAGGAGGAGGAUGUGUGUCCCACCUGUCUAGAAGGGUAUGAUACAGAGAAUCCGAGAAUUAUUACAAAAUGCGAGCAUCAUUUCCACCUUGCUUGCAUCUUAGAAUGGAUGGAAAGAAGUGACACCUGUCCUGUGUGUGAUAAGGAAAUGAUAUUUGACCUUCCGAAUGAGUAGUAACUGCCCAAUAACUCUUGUGGGGUUGAAGUUCUAAGUUAUUUGAAAUUGGGAUCAAGAGUUCAAGGUUACAGCUAUAUGAAAAUUAUCUUCUCUCUUCCUCUCCCUCUCCCUCUCCCUCUCCCUCUGUUUUUCUUUCACUUUGUUCUAUCUUCUGCAGUUUGUUCUCUCUAUUGCCUUUAAGAAGCACAGUGUGUCCUUGUGGUCUGUUUUCCAGUGACCUUGGAAGUUCUGUAAAAAGUCAUAGCUCAUUUAAGAUGGACACUGUGACACCAUUUCUGAGGUUCAUUUUCCGUUGCUUAUUCAUUAAUCCUUGGGGCCUAUAUCAACAUAUAAUCAGCAAUUUAAGACUACAGUUUGCAUGGAGAAAAUGAAACAAGUUACCAGUCUGUUCAAGCCUGGUUAGUCAGUUACACAAGAUAGUUGGUAGACCCUUUUCUUUUACUUCCCAAAAUUAUGCUUUUCUCAGUCCUAUAUUUUCAUAUCAUGUCAGCAAUUGAUUUUUGCUUCCUUGAAUUGGUUUUAUGAAUGAAAUGCAAUUACAGUUGUUCAAUGUUGACGUUUGGUGAAUCGGUGAUGAAGGAUCUGGUAAUGUAAAGGAAGAGUAUGGUAGGAGUUUUGUGUAAAGUAUUGAGGGACAAAUGAAAGGGAUUUUUGUGUUUUACAUGGUUCUUGUACAUAAUAGUGCCAUUUUCACAUUAAAGUUUGAUACAGUUUGUCCUUUUACAGAACUGCAAAAUCCAUUCUCUUUUCAAGGUAUAAGUUCUUUCCC